GAGUCCACCGCGAGACGUCGACACCAUGCAACGCCCGGCCUACGCAGUACCGCCUGCGAAUUCCCCUCCGCUUCACCACCCCGUACCCCAGCAUGUCUCGACCGUUCCUCAGCUUCGCUCUCCUCCGCCGCCUGCAGGAUCCGCCCAAGGACAGCAGGGCGCCUACGGAUAUGGUCCAAGUCCUGGACAAGGCGCUCCCGGCGAUGCCAACAACUACAUGCAUCCGGCGUUCGGCGGAUUCAUGAAUGAUCCCACAGCCCAGAUGGGCUUUCAAAUAGGAAAGAGCGCUGUGGAUGCUGGACAACAAUAUGCAGAGCAGACCUUCAACCGCUACGUCAAUGUUUCCGCCCUGAAGCAUUACUUCAAUGUCUCGAAUCGCUAUGUCCUCUCAAAACUCCUCAUCGUCCUAUUUCCCUGGCGCCAUCGACCCUGGUCCCGCCAGCAAGCUCGCAGCAACGAUAAUCAAGGCGCAAUGGAGUUCCUCCCACCAAGAGAAGACGUCAACUCGCCGGACAUGUACAUUCCGCUCAUGGCCGUGGUCACAUACAUCUUGCUAUCAACACUCAUAGCUGGUCUGAACGGAAAGUUCAAGCCGGAGCUACUCGGAAUCACAUUCAGUAAUGCGAGCGUGAUCAUCAUACUUGAGCUGGUGGUUUUGUGGCUGGGACGCUACUUUUUAAACAUCAGCAGUGAGAGUCAAAUUUACGACCUCAUUGCGUACAGCGGAUACAAGUUCGUGGGUGUGAUUGUCACGAUCGCUGUGGCUGCGAUCUUCAACCGCGGACAAGGAACUGGAGGAUGGGUCGGAUGGGCUGUGUUCGGCUACACUUUCAUGGCGAACGCCUUCUUUCUGCUUCGAUCCUUGAAGUACGUCCUUCUGCCCACAGACAAUGCUCCAGGCAACCCAGGCAUGCAGACCAUCGCUCGAGGCCAACGCUCGCGUCGCACUCAGUUCCUCUUCGUCUACAGCUACGUCGUGCAAUUCGCCUUCAUGUGGUGGCUCACCGCUUUAGAUGUCAGCGGCGGAAAGGCCAGCAAGAAGAAGUAGACAUGUGCGGGCAAGGCGAGAGGGAUAUACUCAGGCACUUCACGAUUCACCUUUCAUGACAACAGCGUUUCAGCAGGCGGACAGCAUGGAUCAUAUGGAAUGGAGAAGGACUAGGAUCCUCGAAAUGUCCGUUCUGUGUGUAUCAACGCACUCGUUCGGAUGAGCGUCCAUCCAUGGCUCCUCACAUCUCGACGUUAAAAGCUCCUGCCUGCGCCGUUUCUGUGUUCGCAGCAGCCCGGAUCCUUAAUGCUCACUUCCUCCCCGGACGACCAUGCGAGGACUUUCCAUCGAAGCUGAGGUCAUAUGUCCGUGACACUCGACCCAGUAUCUGGUUUGCUGGUCCGUUCGUGCUCGUCACUGUCUAUUGGUCUUACUUCGUCUCCCGCGUCGCGCCCUGCUUCCUGAAGAUUGACGGAAUCCAGGAUUUCGCCUUACUCGCUUGGUUGUCCGGCCGCUCUGUCAAAGCCGGACGGUGGUCUUCGUGCUGCGGCGGUGUGAAGCACGCUGAGUCACUCCUCUUGAUUCUGGCUCCCUCUG
This is a messenger RNA of Zymoseptoria tritici IPO323, 1585 nucleotides long. RefSeq lists its product as uncharacterized. The record is from RefSeq and is a predicted model, not a curated record. Gene Ontology annotation, biological process: endoplasmic reticulum to Golgi vesicle-mediated transport. Lineage: Eukaryota; Fungi; Ascomycota; Dothideomycetes; Mycosphaerellales; Mycosphaerellaceae. Gene Ontology annotation, cellular component: endoplasmic reticulum-Golgi intermediate compartment; Golgi membrane; endoplasmic reticulum membrane. The transcript has 4 exons. Bases 26 to 1048 code for a protein of 340 amino acids.